UUACUUUGCUGAAUAUUCAGUCCGAAUUCGUUAACAGCCGCUAACGGUUUGCUCCGGCUGCUCCGAUCGUCCGUGCAGAGCCCCCUCCACAUAUAUAGUGUAUCUAUACGAUCCCGAAGGGAUACAACCAUCUGCAGGCAGCAUGUCCAAGGUGGCGCAAAGUGCUGACAAUGGCAAUGCCAACAGCAACGAUAUCUACAACAUCGUCCUGCUGGUGGUGGACGUCGUGCUGCUGAUCGUCAAGUUCUGGAUCGCCGUCUUCGAGGCCAUCGUGGGCGUCUUCCGCGCGAAGCCCCUCGAGGAGGUCAAUGGCAAGGUGGUGCUGAUCACCGGCACGGGCCACGGCAUGGGCAAGCAGAUGGCCCUGCAGUACGCCAAGCUGGGCGCCACCCUCCUGUGCUGGGACGUCAACGAGCAGACCAACAACCAGACCGUCCAGGAGAUCAAGGCGAACGGGGGCAAGGCCUACGGCUACGUGUGCAAUGUGACCAAGCGCGAGGAGCUGAUCGAGCUGGCCCAGAAGGUGCGCAAGGAGCACGGCUUCGUCCACGUGGUGGUCAACAACGCCGGCAUCAUGCCCUGCCACCCGCUGCUGGAGCACACCGAGAGCGAGAUCCGCCUGAUGUACGACAUCAAUGUGCUCUCCCACUACUGGAUCAUCCAGUCCUUCCUUCCCGAGAUGAUCGAGCGCAACGAGGGCAGCAUUGUGGCCCUGUCCUCCUGCGCCGGACUCUUUGGCCUGAUCAACCUGGUGCCCUACUGCGGCACCAAGUUCGCCGUCCGCGGCUACAUGUCCGCCCUCGCCGAGGAGCUGCGCCAGAAGAACCCCAAUAACAACGUCAAGCUGACCACCAUCUACCCGUACAUGAUCGACACGGGUCUGUGCAAGAACCCCCGCUACCGGUUCCCCAAGCUGUUCAAGCUGAUCUCCGCCGACGUGGCCGCCGGCUCGAUCAUCGAGGCCCAGCGCCAGGGCCUGGAGGAGGCCUCCAUUCCGCGACACUUCGUGGCCGUGGAGAAGAUCGGUCGCCUGAUUCCCCGCAAGGCCAUGCGGCUGGUGAACGACUUCCUCGACACGGGCGUGGACACCGACAAGCAGUAGGUCUUGUCUGCGAGUGCUGUGGAUGCCACACCCUACUUUCCUACAGUAGAUCAUAGAGCUUUAUUGUUUUUUUUUUACUAUUAACUCCUCUUAAUUGCUGUGUAGAGAAGUGCAACUAAUUUAGCUGUUAGAAAGGUUGUUACUUAAUCAAGGCGAACGUUGUCGGGCUAAUUGUGUUGGUCGUAAUAAAGGUCUCCAAAGAGUA
Drosophila biarmipes is the source of this 1307-nucleotide messenger RNA. It is a transcript of the gene Ldsdh1, whose product is annotated as 17-beta-hydroxysteroid dehydrogenase 13. Gene Ontology annotation, molecular function: oxidoreductase activity, acting on the CH-OH group of donors, NAD or NADP as acceptor. The coding region runs from base 143 to 1102 and encodes 319 amino acids. The record is from RefSeq and is a predicted model, not a curated record. The transcript has 4 exons. Gene Ontology annotation, cellular component: lipid droplet. NCBI's taxonomy places the organism in Eukaryota, Metazoa, Arthropoda, Insecta, Diptera, Drosophilidae.